Molecule: messenger RNA, 903 nt
Organism: Vavraia culicis subsp. floridensis
Lineage: Eukaryota; Fungi; Microsporidia; Pleistophoridae
Exons: 1
Coding region: 1-903 (300 amino acids)
Source: RefSeq, a predicted model, not a curated record
AUGCUAACAACUAAUGAGAAGAUAAGUGAGGCAGAGUAUUUUAGUAGUCAAAGUGCGAAAUGUGUAGGUUGUACGCAUUAUCAUCGUAAUAGCUGUUUUAUUGUGCAAAAUGUGAUCGAUAAUUUAUUUAUCAAUUCAUUAGAAAUGCUGUACGGAAAAAAAUUUGUUGACAAGUGUUUGCUUUUUUCCGAGUUUACAAGCCUUUGUGGAUAUUUUAUACAGUUCCACAACAAUGUAGCAAAAACAAAACUUCGUGAUAAAGCGAUCACGAUCUAUAUUGCCAGCAGAAUUGAAAACAUUGUGACAUCGUGCAUAAAACUGAGGAAUGGAGGAGAUGAUCAAUAUAAGAACAAACAGAAUAUGCUGAUACAGAUCGAUUAUCGUUCCUUUGUUCGUACAUUUCUGUUUUCACAGCUUCUUUAUGUCUUCAGAGUUGAGUCAAGCGUUAUUUCUAAGUACGUAUUUUUUUCCGAGCUGGAGUAUACUUAUUUGACAGUUUGUGGUGCGAGUAAUCCUGAUACUGUUUGCGAUACUUUUUUGGAGGGAUAUGAGCCUCUAUUCUUUUUGCUGUCUGGUUUAUUUGACAAGAUUGGGUUUACAAACCGUUGUUCAAUCACUACUUGGAAUAUAAAUCUAAGCAUGGAGCACUUAGAUGGAAAAUACAUUCUUAAGGAGAUUCUUCGUAUCUAUUCACGUCAUAUGAAAGAGAUAUUAGGACAAAACGUAAAAUGGUUGUAUGGAUAUAUUGGACGGUAUCUCUCCACAAGCUAUUCUGAGAGGCGAGAUGAAAUACUCAAUAAAAUUGAGGAAUUGAAUUAUAACAAUUCUGAACCUAUGGCACAGCAAGUUUGUGAUCUUUAUAAGUGUGUUAGAAGGCAUCUGGAAGAGCUGAUACGCCAGUAA